CAAAGCCAAAAACCGGGCCUACACACUCUCCCUCUUUCUCUCUCUCUAUCUCUCUCGUGCCUCUCUAUUUCUUUACAAUCUCAUCCUCUUCGAUUCCUCCUUGUCUCGAUCUCAUCCGCCGUCCGGCACCGUCACUGCUGAAAUCAUGAGUGACGAGGGAGAAAGGACUUGCCCACUCUGUGCAGAAGAGAUGGAUCUGACAGAUCAACAACUGAAGCCUUGCAAAUGUGGAUAUGAGAUCUGUGUUUGGUGCUGGCAUCACAUAAUGGAUAUGGCUGAGAAGGAUCAGACUGAAGGGCGUUGUCCAGCUUGCCGUACCCCCUAUAACAAGGAGAAAAUUGUAGGGAUGACAGCAAACUGUGAAAGGUUGGUGGCUGAGAUGAAUAUGGAGAAAAAAAUUAAGUCACAGAAAACAAAAAGUAAGACAUCUGAAGGAAGAAAGCAGCUCAGCAGUGUGCGAGUGAUUCAAAGGAAUCUUGUCUAUGUUGUGGGGUUGCCUCUUAAUCUAGCAGAUGAAGAUCUUCUGCAGCGAAGAGAGUAUUUUGGUCAGUAUGGGAAGGCAAUGAAGGUGUCUAUAUCUCGGACAGCAGCAGGUUCUAUCCAACAUUUUGCAAAUAAUACUUGUAGUGUAUAUAUUACUUACUCAAAAGAGGAGGAAGCAGUUCGAUGUAUUCAAUCGGUACAUGGGUUUGUGUUGGAUGGUAGAUCUUUGAGGGCAUGCUUUGGAACCACAAAGUACUGUCAUGCAUGGCUGAGAAAUGUGGCUUGCACCAAUCCUGAUUGCCUAUAUUUGCAUGAGGUUGGUUCACAAGAGGAUAGUUUCACCAAAGAUGAAAUAAUAUCAGCAUAUACAAGGAGUAGAGUUCAACAAAUUACUGGUGCUACAAAUAAUAUGCAACGGCGUUCAGGGAAUGUUUUACCACCACCAGCUGAUGAGUACUACAUUAACAGCUCCGCAUCCUCAGGAAAACCUAUUAAUAAAAGUGCUUCAAAUAAUCUGCCAACUAGUGUCAGAGGUUCUCCACCAAAUAGCAGCUAUGGUCAACCUGCUGCUCUUCCAGCAGCAGCAUCAUGGGGAAUGCGCGCUUCUAACAGCCAACCAUCUUCUGCAAUUUUAGCAUGUUCCAACAGACCUCAAAAACAGAAGCCUGAAAGUUGUUCAAUGGCAUUUUCAACAGCAGUUGCAGGUGUAACUCAAGUUUCUGUGUUGCAUGGUGAUGCUGAAAAGAAGCUUAAUUCCAAUGAAGAAGGCUGCAUGACCUUUCGUAAUGAUGAGCUGGAGUCACAACCUGACAUACAGUAUGUCGAUGUGGAUUUUCAAGUAAAUGUUUCUGAGGUUCCUGCAACUCGAAGACUUCCUGCUAAACCAACUGUGAAUGGUCAGUCAUGUUCCCCACCUUUAAUUAAGGAUAAGGAUACAGGCAUUGUUGUAUCCUCUUACAUUACAAAUUCUUUUGAUCCUUCUGGUCCUGGUCCAGAUGAAGAAAUGAAUGAUUCUGCAAAUGGAAAUAUCCAGAAUUUAUGUUCUGAUAUGGCUUCAUUGAAUGUUGAUGCACAUCUUGAGGAUGGGAUUGAACAUUCUUGGGAUACAAAGCUGAAUAGUUUUCUCCCUGGUAAGACCUUGGAUAAUUCACCUCAAAAUCAAGGGUUACAGCAAUGUGAUGUUCAGCAAUUCAGAGAACCUUUGUUAUCAGUUGUCUUACCAGAAGCUGUGGCAUCCGCUAAUGAUAUUUGUGUUGCAAGAGAACAACUGGAUCCAAGGUCAGAUUCUCUUAUGAAAAAACGGUAUGAUUGGAGAAUAGAUUCCCGAACCCAAGUUACAAAAACAGAUUCGCAAGUUGCAUUGCCUGAAGGGGAAAAGGACUUGCAAUGUUUUGAAGAUCAGAGGCUCAAGGAUCCAGAAGUUACUAGCACAAGCUACUUCUGUAGUCCAUCUCACCCAUUUCACAUUUCUCAUCAAUCUCGGGUACAUUCUCCUCAGUCAAGUGAACCUUAUGGUUCAACUAGUUAUGGCCGAGAUCCUCAAAUUUCACAUGGUAAAGUUGAUAAAGAACAGAUAUUAUAUUCACCGGGUGUUCCAAAUAUGCCCAAUGGAUACCCUGAGAAUGUAAUAACUGGUUCUGUUGACUCAGACAGGGCACUCAAAUACUCCUAUUCACUUCCAAAUGAAGUAAAAUGGAAGUGUGGAGGAUUUGAAGGCCAAACAGACAAAUCUGACCAAAGUAGAGGUAUUGGAGAGAGCAGCAUAAUAUCAAAUAUUUUGUCCAUGGACUUUGAUUCAUUGGAUGAAUCAUUGGCUUCACCUCAGAAUGUGGCUAAGUUAUUGGGUGAAACUGACAGACAGCAGGGUUCUAUUAAUAAGUUAACAGGUCCCUGGAAGGUGCAAAACAGUGGUCAGUCCAGAUUCUCUUUUGCAAGAGAGGAACAAUAUAAAAAUAAAAUAUUUGGUUUUGCACCCUCUUUGGGUAAUUCUGGGCAACUGCUGAAGGACCAUCCUCCAGGCCAUGAUUUUUCAGAAAACAGACAUUUUAAUCUUGAUAGGCUUGGUGAUUGUAUUGGUAUCCCUAAAUUUAACCUUGAGGAAUCUGAUAAUUUUGCCGGAAGCUAUUCUCGUUUAUCUUCUAAUAAGCUUUCAGUUUCGCGGGCUCAAGUUUCUGCUCCUCCUGGUUUCCCAGUGCAUAGUAGAGCACCACCACCAGGAUUUGAUUCUAAUGAAAGGAUGGAACUUGCUUCUGAUGCAAUAUCUGGCAAUCAUUUGCUCAAUGCUUCCUCCUUGUUGAGAAAUCCAUAUCAGGUACAGCCUGCAGGAAAUAUUGGUAGUUCUGGAGAUAUUGAGUUUAUGGAUCCAGCAAUUUUGGCAGUUGGCAAAGGGAGAAUGCCCAGUGGGCUUAAUAAUGCUGCCAGUUUAGACAUGAGAUCAAACUUCUCUUCACCGAUCAGUGCCUUUGAGAAUGAGUCUAGACUUCAGAUGUUGAUGCAAAGGUCUCUUUCUCCUUUGCAGCACCAAAGAUUUACUGACAGGGGAGAUGGUUUUGCUCCCAAUACUGAUGCUUAUGGAGUUCCUUCAAGUAUUAUGGAGCAAACACUGGCCAGCAACCUGUCCUCGUUUUCACAACACACUCUUCAACAGCCAAUAACUACACUGAUGUCAAAUGGUCAGUGGAAUGGUUGUUAUGAGGCUCAGGGUGGAAAUGAUCUGCCUAUGGCUGAGUUCUUAAAAACUGAGAGACUUGGAUUUAACAAGCUCCAUUCUGGGUAUGAGGAUUCAAAGUUCCGGAUGCCAAGUUCAGGCAAUCUAUACAACAGAAUGUAUGGGUUUUGAUGAAUUGUUGAUUUAUUUGUUUGGAAAAUAGUGGGCUUAAUCAGAGGAACAGAAAGAUCAUUAAAGUUAUGGCCUUGUUUGAGAAAGAUGAAAGUGGUGAGUGGUAUGACUUUGUGGAUCUCAUUGUUGAUGGAUCAAACCCUUAGAAACAAGGGUUUGCCAGAAAACAGCAGUGAAGCAAGCCGAAUAUUAAGGUUUGCUGCAAAUCGUUGACUGGUGAGUGCCCUAAAGAUCAGAUAAGGCCGGUUAUCGUCUUGAUUUUGAAUGUAUGUUCUCCUACUGAGUGAAGAAAAGAUCGCCCAGAUGUAACAAAUGAAAUUUUGGAAGUAACUUCUAAGCACAACAGGAGCCAGUUCAGCCAAGUUCUUUCUGCUUCAAAGUUGUGAAUGUUUUUGUUUGUUUGUUUGUUUGUGUGGUUUUUAAGGUUUGUGUUGCUUUUAAGAGUGGAAAUACAGCCGUUUCGCCCCUUUUUUCUGCCCUCUUAAUUAGAUUACCCAUAGUGUCUAGCCCUCUGUAAAUGGAUGUUCUGAUCUUUUUUUUUUUUUUUUUUAAUUUGUUACCCCCCCUCUUCUUAAUUUAUUUGGAUGAAUCGGGACUUGUUCAUAUCAUACUUUGAAAAGUUAAUAUUAAACUAUUAUAGAUGUCUCAAGCAAGAUCAACUUGGAACUGCCUUCUUCCCGAUCCAAGCUAUAGUAUUAAGAUGAUGUUGGUCGGGUCGUUCUGGCUAAGGCUAGGCUUAAAUUUGAGUGACUUUGCCUAUGAAAUUAUGUCUAUAUGAUUGCCAAGUGACUAGUGUUGAGGCAAUAUUUCCUUCUAUAUCUUAAAAAAUAAAAGAGCACAAUCCUAACUACUGAGCAACACAAUUCUCAUAUUUUCUUGUAUAUUCAGAACCAGAAAAAUUAUAUGAUCAAAGAAAAUUGCGAAUUCCCUUCGUCAAUUUAAUAAUGUUUCAAAUUUUCUAUAAUAUGUAUUCACAAUGAUAAUCGUAAUAUGAUAAUAGAUGAGAAGUAUUGUGUUGCAUGAAUGAA
Molecule: messenger RNA, 4350 nt
Organism: Diospyros lotus (date-plum)
Lineage: Eukaryota; Viridiplantae; Streptophyta; Magnoliopsida; Ericales; Ebenaceae
Exons: 14
Coding region: 146-3322 (1058 amino acids)
Biological process (GO): protein ubiquitination
Cellular component (GO): CCR4-NOT complex
Molecular function (GO): RNA binding; ubiquitin-protein transferase activity
Source: RefSeq, a predicted model, not a curated record